Vitrella brassicaformis is the source of this 1898-nucleotide messenger RNA. Lineage: Eukaryota; Vitrellaceae. The record is from the annotation of a GenBank genome assembly.
UGCGUGCACGCAGGACCUUAGGGCUUUCCUGUCUGUCUUCUCUGUGUGUGCUCGUGCGCAGAACGGUCCCCGCCGCAUUCAUGUCAUGCAAUCCCAGCGACGACCUGUAGGAAACAAGAAAGGUCACACUCAGUCUCAGACAUGACGAGGAAUCAAAAACUGGACACAGUCUGCAGCGAAAGGCUACACACAGAAAAAAUGGGCAUGCAAGCCGGCUCAUCUGGGGCGACGCCGGUUGGCCCACGCGGAAAAAACCCUCCGGACGACACACACACACACAAAGUUACAGACCAUUCCCACCCCCCUGGCGCCCACCCAUGCAAGUGCUGUCAGGAGAUGGACUCAGGCCAUCUGUCUAGGACACUGUCUCUCUGUUUGUGCGUCAAAACCCCCUUGCAAGUGUCUGUAUACGCAAUGCAUAUGGGGGAAAAGAAAUCAUGUAAGUAAGUACGAGGUGUCCCGCUGCGAACUGGGAGGCGGGAUCGGUGUCCAUGCUGAUUUGCUGGUCAUUGGGUGGAAUGGCUUCAGCUGCAGGGGCUCCACUGUUGCCGAGCGGGUGCGCUUACGGCUGCAUGUAAGGAGCGGAGACACAAACCAGUGGGAGCUAUCUUCGUGUCUCUGGCUGCAUAUGUGUCUGUAUCGCGCACUCGUAUUCGAGAAAACUCCCCGUCCGCACCAGACCCCACCAUUGUAUAUAUCUGGCACACACACGUGUGUCGAGAGGGAGGCCCGUAUGACGGUUGUAUGUCUCCUAGUUGAGUCUGGCUGACCGGAUGAUGGCGUUGUUGAGAUGGGUGAGAUCGUCUUUGCUGAACAAUGGCCGCAGCACUGAGAGCCUUUUGGAAGGAGAUACAGGCGGCAAACCUACAAGCAACACUGAAAGAGCAGACAGAAGAGACAAGGACGUGUUCACAUUCAAACCCCAGUCACUCACCAUCCAUGCUGGCCAGCUUCUGCAUCAUCUUCCUGCUAUGCCCCGCAACCGGCGCCCCCUUCUUGGGGUCCUUGAUCGUCCGCGAUAGGUCCAUUUUCAUUCGCUCAGCGACAGGAAACCUUCUUCUGUGGUCGUCUUCCUCGUCGAUACAUGGGGACUGUCGGGGAUCGAGGUUGAACCGCAGGGCAGGCGGGGUGGUGCUUUCGACGACGCGAAGCUUCGACAGACACGAGCAGAUGAGCUCCACCAAAAUCACAAACACCUCCACUGCAGGUAGGGGAAAGGGUAAGCACCACGCCUAAAUGAACCCUACUGAGGGGGUUGGCCGAGUGCUGCGCAUACUUGAUAGCUUCUCUUGCGGUUCUAUCUUCCGGAGCACGUCGAUUUCCUCGAAAGCUAAAGAGAAGUUGGAUAUCGGAUACGCCAACAGCUGCACAUCGGAACAACACAACACAACACGCCGCCUUCACGUGUUUCGUGUGGCUCUCUCUUUGCCUUUCCGAUGAAAACCACUGCGUUGACGUGAAUCUGGUAAGAGGGGGGAAACAAGACAAUCAGCAAACCGUGCAGUGCUGCUUUCAUUGUCUUACCUGGUCACAGAGCCUCCCAAAAUCAGGCAGCGAAAGGCGGACCUUAACACCACCCAACCACACACAAACAUUGACACACGAAGGACCCUCUCUUCUCCGCUCCCUCCCACACGCACCUGGCACUCAAGAGCGAUAAGGAAUCUCCCACACGCUUCGUACUGUUCGCAAAAGUGCAACAAUCCUUCUCUCAGCGACGCUGGGGGAGGCGGGGGUGAGAGCAGGUGCCACCGACACACAUUGGACCGUAUGUGCUCCUUCUCCACCACAGCCACAGGCGCCGCCCCACCAGAGGCCGACUCAUCUGUCGACAAGGAAUCAAGACUGAGUGUGCCGCUUAUUCCUCGCGAGGACCUCCCCGCUGGUCGGGCCCCCAG